AUGGUCGGGUUUUCUUCCGACACCGAUGAAGACUCUACCAUUGAAGAAAUCAUCUCUCAAGCACAAGAUUCAAUCCUCCUUAAACAAAUCUCUGCCAUCAAUUGUUCAUCUUUCACCCAUUCUGAUCUCCCCCCUGACCUCGAAUCACGUUUUCACAAACUCAAAUCCUUCCCUGCUAAUCACACCACCCCACCACCUUACCGUCCCGAACCUCCCACCUUUUCAAACUCCAAUUCAGCAAACCCCCAAAAAAGUUUCAAUCUUUCACCUACCCAACAAACUAAAUCCAUAAAUAAUCCAGAUUCUGAUUCUGGGUCUGUCUUUUCUCACUCAAAUUCUUCCCAUGAGAAAAAGGGUCCGAAACCAAAACCAAAACCAAAAAAUGGGUCUUUUUCUCCCUCAGACUCUUCUCAUACCUCAGAAGAAAGUUCAAUGUCUUCACUGUUCAUGCCGUUGCAAAUGAAGAAAGAUAAAGAGAAACACUCAAAGGUGAAGUAUGUGUCUCCUAGCCCGUCGCCGCCUCGAAAAUGGGGUUGUUUUUGGUGCUCUCCUAAGAAGGAGAAGAAGAAGGAGAAAAGCAAGGAGAAUGAUGAUAUGGUUGGGUCAUUGGAGGAAUAUACAAGUGACGAGUUCUUGUCUGAUACUAGAAGUUUGUCAACCAAGAAACGGAUUAAUAUGAUUGAGAAAGCAUUGAAGGAAGAAGAGGAGAAGAUUAACCGUGAGGCUGAGAAGAUUGUUGAAAUGGUUAAACAUGCAUCUGCUAGGAUGAAUAUUUCUGAUAUUGAGGAUGAGUUGAGUGAUGAUUAUUAG
Molecule: messenger RNA, 810 nt
Organism: Lathyrus sativus (Indian pea)
Lineage: Eukaryota; Viridiplantae; Streptophyta; Magnoliopsida; Fabales; Fabaceae
Source: the annotation of a GenBank genome assembly